Schistosoma turkestanicum is the source of this 386-nucleotide messenger RNA. Lineage: Eukaryota; Metazoa; Platyhelminthes; Trematoda; Strigeidida; Schistosomatidae. The record is from the annotation of a GenBank genome assembly.
CGUCUUCGUACUGAAAACGGAUUAUUGUUACAACGUUUAACUCGUUUAGAAGAGGAAAGUGAAGUAAUGGCUGAUCGUUUAGUCAAAUGUCAAUUAAUUCGAGCACAAGAAGCUGAAGCCACUAUAGCAUUACGUUGUGAACUAGCCAUAUUAAAACGUGAAUAUACAAAUUUGACAUUGAAUUCUCAUGUGCCACCACCUAUACAAAACAAUGCAAAUGAUACUACUGAUCAUAAUCAUAAUAAUAAUAUUAAUAAUAAUGAUAAUACGGAAAACAUUGAAUCACAACAUAAAUUGAUGCCAGUAAGUUUUGAUGCUUCUUAGAAUGACCAUGUUUUUUAAAAGAAAGUUGUUCUUGACAGUUGUAUUGUAUUACGGGGUUGUGA